AUGUCCAUUGGUUUCUUAUGCUGGCAGCGUCAUUCACAAAACAUCCACAUCCGAUAUGGUGUAGUGGCUAACAUCGCCGUCUCUCACACGGCAGCCGGGGGUUCGAUUCCCCCUAUCGGAGUACGAUACGAUAAUAAUACACCGCUCGUGCUGAUCGGGGUUGACUGGUUUUUAGGUUAUCUGGGCUGG
Penicillium canariense is the source of this 189-nucleotide messenger RNA. RefSeq lists its product as uncharacterized. The transcript has 2 exons. Lineage: Eukaryota; Fungi; Ascomycota; Eurotiomycetes; Eurotiales; Aspergillaceae. The record is from RefSeq and is a predicted model, not a curated record. The annotation marks the transcript as partial.